Messenger RNA from Capra hircus (goat), 3438 nucleotides. RefSeq names its product gamma-glutamyl hydrolase (gene GGH). The coding region runs from base 2229 to 3185 and encodes 318 amino acids. NCBI's taxonomy places the organism in Eukaryota, Metazoa, Chordata, Mammalia, Artiodactyla, Bovidae. Gene Ontology annotation, biological process: tetrahydrofolylpolyglutamate metabolic process. The record is from RefSeq and is a predicted model, not a curated record. Gene Ontology annotation, cellular component: vacuole. The transcript is spliced from 9 exons. Gene Ontology annotation, molecular function: gamma-glutamyl-peptidase activity.
CCUCCAGGGGAUCAUCCUGACCUAGGGAUCAAACCUGCAUCUCUUACAGCUCCUACAUUGGCAGGCGGUUUCUUCACCAUUAGCACCACCAACUCUGUUGAUAACCAGCUCCAAUUUAUUAAUUUUCAUGCAUUCUAAAUAUCAAUUAAUUAUACAAUUUAUUCAUUUUUAUUGAUAAUGAUUUAAGUUGCACUUAAUAUUUCACUAUUACAACAGAAUGCUACAAAGAACAUACUUGUAUAUGUUUAUUUAUUCACACAUGUAGGCAUUUCUCUAGGGCAAAUACUAAGUCUAAAAAGUGCUGUGCUAUAGAAUAUGUGCACCUUCACUUUUAUCACAUAUUGCCUAAUUGCUCCCAAAAACUGUUGUAAUACAACUCUACCAGCAGUGUUAAGAGGAUUCUUAUUUUUCUACACUCUUAUUAUCAAGGGUUCACUUUUUUACACUUCUGUCAUUCUGAUGGAUGAGACAUACUAUCUUUUUUUAAUCUGCAUUUCCCUGAUGACUAGUGAACCUUUGUCUUUUCAUAUUCUUUUCCUAGUUUUCCAUUAGGUUGUUAUUCUUUCUUGUUCAUUUUAGUUCUUUGUGCAUGCUAGAAAUAAACAUCUUUGAAAUUCUGUAUUUUGUAAAUAUAUCUUCCAAAUUUGUGCCUUAUCUUUAAUUCAUUUAGCUAAACAGAAGUUUUAAAAUUAUAACAUCAUGAAAUCUACCAUUUCUUCCACUAACAUGUCAUUUUUAAAAAAUAUGUUUUCUGAAAUUCCACCAACGUCCUGGACACACAGUCCUAUAUCUUCUCAUCAAAGUAUAACAGUUUGUCUUUUACAUUUGUAUCUUUACUCACCUAGAGUUUAUUUUUGUAUAUAAUGAAAGGUAAUACUUUUUUCCUAUGCGGACAGACAAUUGCUCCAGCACAACAACUUCAUACUGGUACAAAGUUUCCUCAUCUGUUCAUCUGAGUUCAAAACAAGCCGAAUAUGCAGGGCCUUUCACAAACACAUCCAUUCAGCUUAUAGUUCACCACGCCCUUCCAGAGCAGCAUUAUUAUCUUAACAAAGCAUACGACAUAUUGCAUUUGCUCUUCUCGAAAUAUUUUCACAAAUCCUGUUCUCUCUUUUCCUUACAAAAUUGCAAACUUCUGAGACGAAAAAACAAGGCAUUGCCCAAUUAAUCUUUGCAUCCUCUAUAUUUGGCAUUGACUUGAUUAUCAAAUACUCUUCAAUUUUAUUCUGAUUUUCACCCUUAUAGGUGGGAACUCCCAGUCAGUAUAAGCCAUAUCUUAUAUUUAGGUUUUCACACAGAAAAAAAAGCUUACCUUUCAUCUACUAGCCCACCCAAACAAGUUCAGUGUUUCUAAAUCUUUUUUCAAAUUUUAAACAGAAACCUCAAAAAAACUCUUAGUGAUUAGAAACCCAAGUGACCCUUUGUGCCCUGUUGUAGAACAGUCUGCACUUGGGCUUGGCAUCAACAUUAAAGUUAGAAGGCACCGUGUGCGGGUCUGGCCUGGACUUGUUUUUGUCGUGAUGCCAGGAGUGGGCCCCUCCUUGACCCAGUUCUGAGCUGGGGCGAUGCUCGGGGGAGUGUUCACAUCCACCGGACUUUCCUCAUCUUCUCUUCGUUUGGUCCGAAAGCCUCGACCUGCACGCAAAUGGCAGGAUGCGAAAACUACCUUCCAAGUCACCGACCAUCCCUGAUGGAAAGCGGGGGUGUCCAACUCCGCCGCCAGCAUUCCUCAAGACGACUUUGGGCUGGAGCAACCGAUGGCUCAAAGUUCUCAGGCGACUUCUAGAACCUCUCGCCAGCCUCCCCCGCUGCCUGGUUACCAAUCAGGUCAGGCGGCAAUCCAGCGCUCCCCAUUCGGCCGCUGGACCCGGCGCCCCAGUUAGUUCCGGGUGACUUCAGGUCACGUCGAGGAAACAGCUGAAAGGGCGGGCUCGGGUACGCGAAUCCCACCGCACUUUCCUGAGCCCCCGCAGACGCCGAGGGGCGGGCUGGGGGCCCGGGGUCCGGGCGGCUGAGGAGCAAUGGGGUAGGCGCGGCCUCUGCAUUCCCGGAGUCGCCCGCCCCUGCGGCCCCAGCGCACAUGCGCCCGGACGGCCUUUCCCAUAGGCCCCCGCGGCGGAGCACCGCCCCCGCCCGACGCCCUCGAGCGGCCAGGAGACGGCAGCUGCCUCACCCGGCGGCUCGCCGGUAGAAGAGCCUUUGAAAGGCGGCGGGAGGCAGCGAGCGCAAUGGCGAGACUGGGUCACCUGCUGAGCGUGUUGGGUCUGGUUCUGUGCGGGGCGACGGGCCUCGGUCUGAGCGCCCCUCCCGCGUCCACCCCCAAGAAACCCAUCAUCGGAAUAUUAAUGCAAAAGUGCCAUAAUAAGAACAUGAGAGCCCUGGGAAAAUACUACAUUGCUGCAUCCUACGUGAAGUUUCUAGAGUCAGCUGGUGCAAGAGUGGUACCAGUAAGGCUUGAUCUUAAAAAUGAAGAAUAUGAAAAGCUUUUCAAAUCUAUUAAUGGAGUUCUUUUCCCUGGAGGAAGCGUUAACCUCAUGAGGUCAGGUUACGCUCGUGUGGCCAAAACGUUUUACAACUUGUCCAUAAAGAGUUUUGGCGAAGGAGACUAUUUUCCUGUGUGGGGCACCUGCCUUGGAUUUGAAGAGCUUAUUUAUCUGGUCAGUGGAGAGAGCUUAUUAACCCUUACAGAUACUGUUGGAAUUAAACUGCCACUGAACUUCUCUAGAGGUACAUUGCAGAGCAGAAUGUUCCAGAAUUUUCCUGCUGAUUUGCUGCUGUCAUUAGCAGUAGAACCUCUGACCGCACAUUUCCACAAGUGGAGCCUCUCCGUGAUGAAUUUUACGAAGAAUGAAAAGUUAAAGGCGUUUUUCAAUAUAUUAACUACAAAUACAGAUGGCAAUAUUGACUUUAUUUCAACCAUGGAAGGAAACCAGUAUCCAAUAUAUGGUGUCCAGUGGCAUCCGGAGAAAGCUCCCUAUGAGUGGGGGCAAUUACGAGGCAUUUCCCAUGCACCGAAUGCUGUGAAGGCUGCAUUUUAUUUAGCAGAGUUCUUUGUGGCUGAAGCUCGGAAAAGCAAUCACCAUUUUCAGUCUGAUAUUGAAGAGAGCAAAGCACUAAUUUAUCAGUACCGUCCAACUUACACUGCAAAUGUUUCUUCGUUCCAGCAAAGUUAUAUAUUUGAUUGAAAGGCUUCGCUGUGUUAACAAGAAUUCUGACUAACUCCCUGAGUAAACUGUUAAAAUAAUGAAAAAUGUGCUACUCAUGGCAGUAGUAGGUCACAGAGAUGCCGUUUCUGUGAUGUUAUUGGCUCUGAUUCUUCAUUCAGUAUUUUUGUGUAUCACAUUUGAUAAUCAGUGAGACAGAUAAAUAAUCAUAGUGUGUUUCAUGGAAAAUCUUUGUAUUAUUUAAAGAUUAGGAAAUAAAUUUAUUGAAAAUACA